Molecule: messenger RNA, 1791 nt
Organism: Ipomoea nil (Japanese morning glory)
Lineage: Eukaryota; Viridiplantae; Streptophyta; Magnoliopsida; Solanales; Convolvulaceae
Exons: 3
Coding region: 1-1791 (596 amino acids)
Biological process (GO): DNA integration
Molecular function (GO): nucleic acid binding
Source: RefSeq, a predicted model, not a curated record
AUGCAGCCUCCUACCACCGUCAGGGACCUACAACGGUUGACUGGCCGAUUGGCCGCCCUUAGCCGCUUCUUGAGCAAAGCGGCGGAUAAGACCGUGCCUUUCUUCGAAGCCAUGAAGAAGAAGGAGGGAUUCGUAUGGACUGCCGAAUGCCAACAAUCGUUCGAGGAGUUGAAACAGUACCUCUCAACGCCCCCAGUGCUGUCUACCCCCCAGGUGGGCGAGCCCUUAUUCUUGUACCUCGCCGCCUCAGCCAAAGCAGUGAGUUCGGUGUUGGUCCGAGAGGAGGACCGAGUCCAGCACCCGGUUUAUUACGUAAGUCGCUCGCUGAAGGCCGCUGAGACGCAGUACACCGCUCUGGAAAAGAUUGUGUAUGCAUUGGUAGUCACCGUGCGCAAGCUGGCACCCUAUUUCCAAGCCCAUACCGUUCGAGUUUUGACAGACCAGCCGCUCGGAAGCGUGCUAAGAAACCCCUUGUCCUCCGGCCGACUUGUAAAAUGGGCCGUAGAGUUGACUCAGUAUGGGAUUGAGUACCAACCCCGGCCUUCCAUUAAGGGUCAAGCCUUGGCUGACUUCCUGGUCGAAUGCACAGCAAGAGAGGAAGAAAAGGAACACGCCUCGGAGAGCUGCCCAGGCGAGUGGUGGGAAAUGCACGCGGAUGGAGCAUCGAGUCGACAGCACUGUGGAGGCGGUGUCAUGCUCAUUACUCCGGAAGGAUUCCGGCUAUAUUACGCUCUGAGAUACUUGUUCUCGACAUCAAAUAAUGAAGCCGAGUACGAAGCGAAUGCAAGGAUGGUACUAUACAAAGAGCGUGCGGUCGAGAUGUUAAAAGGGUUCGGGGCUUACGAGAUAGAGUACAUACCCCGAGCGGACAACAUGGAAGCCGACCUAUUGUCCAAAAUUGCCCUGGAAGGGGUACCGGACCACCUGAUAAAAAUUUGCCAGAAGGAGGAGCUAAAUCGGCCGAGUGUUGAAGAGACACCACUGGAAGUCCAGCGAGUAGAUAUCGAGGAAUGGGAUCGAGGAAAAAAUCCCGAAAUGUUCUGGAUAGAGGAUAUCCGGCGAUUCAUAGAAAAAGGCGAGUUACCGGAAGACCCGGGAGUCGCCGCGAGAGUUCGGCGGAAAGUCCCUUCCUUCCAGAUCAUUGACGGACAGCUAUACAAACAGUCGUUCGGAGGACCCUUACUAAAGUGCCUGCUUAGACCUGAGGCCGAGAAAAUAAUGGACGAAGCUCAUAGAGGCAUUUGUGCCGCGCACCAGGGCGCCCAUACACUCGCCCGGAAGUUAGUCGUUCAAGGGUAUUAUUGGCCGACCAUGAUGCGAGACUGCAUCGAAUGGAUGUCCAGGUGCGGCGUUUGUCAAGCAUUCGCCAGGAAAGACACCCGGCCGGCCACCUUUUAUACACCGGUCACCACUGCCAUCCCCUUCGCCAAGUGGGGAAUAGACUUGUUGGGGCCAUUGCCCGUCGCCCCGGGAGGUCUGAAGUUUUGCGUCGUGGCUAUCGACUAUUUCACCAAAUGGAUCGAAGCAGAACCAUUGGCUACCAUCACUGAGUACCAAUGUCGACGUUUUUUGUGGAAAAGGGUGAUAUGUCGCUUCGGCCUGCCCGAGCACAUCGUCAGCGACAACGGGCGACAGUUUGACUGCCAGGCCUUCGCUGACUUCUGCCGCCGACACGAUAUCAAGCAUACCAAGGUAUCAGUGGCGUACCCACAAGCCAAUGGGCAGGUCGAGAAUGUUCUAUCAGUAGAAAAGGAUAGGCUGUAUACGGGCUCGAGGAUUCCAAAAAUCUAA